UCCAAUAUUGUGCACAAGUCUGUCUAAAUCUCUGUGGGGGUGAUACUCCAUCCACCUCACAGAUAUGGCAAAUGAAGGUGGCCACAAUAAAAGGCCAGUCUAGCUCGCUGAUGAGACCUGACCUGCAGUGUCCUCUUCAUCCUGCAGGUGUUUAAUGGAGUUAUGGUGUUUAAUAGGUUUUCUUGUGAGACGGUCAAAAUGGAAAGUCUCACUUUACUUCACACGUCAGGACAGUAUUGACUUCAUCCAUCAAAACGUUUAAACACACAAACAGCACAUGGAGCCAGUUAUUAUAUCAUGUUUGUAGGAUAUAAAAAAAAAAAAAAGUUAAGCACUGAUAUUCAUAAAAAAAAAAACUAACAUAGUGAUUAGUAACUGGGAUUAGCUCCGAUUAGCUGUCCGUCAGGACACAGGGUGGUCCCCGACCCCAAUAAAGACCCUUAUUACUGGUACCGACUGCAAUGAACCGGGGUGCUGACACUGGAGCUUCAGGUGGUGCAGGGUCAUCAAACGGCAUCUGGGUUCGUGCAGAUGUUGCAGCAGGCAUGCCCUCAUGACUGAGGGCUCUCUGUGUGGGUUUUUCAAUGCUGCAGUUCACAAUGCUCGCUUGACCAAGGACUUCCUCAGGGAGAACAACAUCACUCUUUUGGACCAUCCCGCAUGUUCCCUUGAUUUAAAUCACAUAUAGUGAACAUUUGGGAUGGAUGGCAAGGGAACUUUAUAAAAAUGGCCAUUAGUUCCAGAUAGUUGAUGCCCUUCAUGAAGCCAUCUUCACCACUUGGAGCAGUGUAGCCAUCUGGAAACACUCGCAUCAAGCACGGCCAAAGCAAUUUUUUAAGUGGUUAACAAGAAUGGUGGAGCUACUCAUUACUGUCCUUCUGAAAAAAAUUUUCUUCUGGUAUGGAGACUUUUUUGUAAUUUUUUGUGCGAUGGUCUUAAACCUUUAAUCAGCGUAUUUCAAUACAUACAUACGUUUGUCACACUAUCCCUUCUUGUUUUGCUUAAUGUUGCUCUACUUAAAAGUUCAUUCAGAUCCAAAUAUGUAAAAGGUAAAUUCUAGCUAUUUUCUGGUCCUAAGAUUUUGAUCAGGUCUAUAGGUUGAACUCAUUGUGCAUUGUGAGGCGUGCGACCCUGUGCCGUAUGAACAGCUGACAUUGCAGAUACCAAAGUCCUUGACUAUAUAAAGGUGGUCUGAUCUGUGAGAGUCGGUGCAACUCUGUGACUAACCUUUAGGCCGUCAGGAUGAACGCCCUCCAUGCUCUGCUUCUCUUGGCUUUAAGCCUCUCUAUUGCUCAGUCUCUGAAUUACAAGGCUCUCAGCCAGUUCAGGAAGAUGAUCCUGUGUGUGAUGCCUGAUAGCUGGCCCGUCCUUGACUACGCCGACUACGGCUGCUACUGUGGAAAGGGUGGCUCGGGUACACCUGUGGAUGAGCUGGAUAGGUGCUGCUACGUGCACGACCGGUGUUACAGUGAAGCCAUGCAGCACCCAGACUGCUGGCCCAUUUUUGACAACCCGUACACUGAGUACUAUCACUACAGCUGUGAUAAGGACAACAAGAAAGUCACCUGUGGCAAUGAAAACGACGAAUGCGAGAUGUUCAUCUGCGAGUGUGACAGGAAGGCUGCAGAGUGCUUUGCCCGGUCGCCAUGGAACCCCGAACAUGAGCAUCUGCCAGGUCACCUGUGCAAUUGAGGACCUCUGCAAACUGAUUCCUCAUCCAUCUAGAAACACAAAUGAUUGGAGGUAGUAGUAGAUUACUGUCACUUCUUUAUGGUGCAUCUUGUUGUUCUGUGUAGUUUACACACAAGCUUUUGCCCCUCACCGAAUCUGGUUUUAUUAAAACUGUCACACAUGCUCAUAAUGGACUAACUUAUUUAAUAAUGUAUUUAAAGCACUAACAUAUAUUAUUUUCACUGUGCACAAAUCUGGCCAUCUUAGUUGAAGCUCAACAUGAAGACUAUUUAUUUAAGAAAACAUUUGACGGUGUGUAUCAUUAGCCAGAUAAUAAAGUUGCAGUUGCAAAACCAAAAAAGGUGUUUUUUUCCCCCCCAUCUAUCUGCUGACUUUCUAUUGAAUAGAACACUCACUGUAAAGUCAACCCUUAAAUGACAUUGGCAAAAACAAUAUUGCAUCUCAUUAGAUACACUUGCACAUGAUCUAUUUUUGUGUCUGGUCCUUCUUGAAGUGGAGAUGGGAAGGAGGUAUAUAUUAAUUAAAACACUAUAACAACACAGCCAUAAAAAAGCCAUACAGUAAUUGUGUCAUGUUUAGCUAUGAUUUGUAUGACCUCAUUAAAAUACAAAAUAACACAUAAACGAGGGAAGUACAAAUCAACAAAAGACUGGAAGGAAUUUCCCUUAUUUUCUGGCAAAUGUUUGACUGGUAUGAAUAAAAAUUAAACUGCUGUGCCCUGCAGUUCCGUCAACCGCAGUAGGGGGCAGCAUUACGCCCUCAAACAGAGAGAACAAAAUCAAAGCACAAACAAGGAAACAUGGUUUAAAAAAUGUACUACAUAAAAAGGUUUGUCACACCUGUACGUUUCUCAAAACUGAGGUCUUGUACCUGAUGUGUGGCCAGUUGGCAUCAAACAAACUCAACAUGAAACAAAUGUUCCACAAAUGUGUGAAAAUAUGUGGUUUCUUUGUUGUAACAAUGCUUCUUCUGCUAAUUCUGCCAAGCCGGUUAUUCUGCUGCUGCUGAGACUCAUAUUUUGAACUUUCAGUACCCUGAGACAUUUGUCAGAAACACCUGCACUGGGCCCUGACGUGUGCGGGAAUGUUCCGCAUUGAGGCCAAAUGCUGCCUAAGGAAGUUGGAUUGCAGGCUCAGAGUGUGGAUAAGACACAAGGUUACUACAAAUUCCUUACACUAGCAAUGAGUUUGGAUUGUACUGCGAUUUUUGGAAAUGGCGUCGGGGGUUCAGGGUUGUGUUUGAGCUUGCUGCUUGUGAGAUGGAUUAUUGUGCCUGUUAAUUGAUAUA
This is a messenger RNA of Doryrhamphus excisus (bluestripe pipefish), 2979 nucleotides long. Its product is annotated as phospholipase A2, minor isoenzyme-like. Gene Ontology annotation, molecular function: phospholipid binding; calcium ion binding. Gene Ontology annotation, biological process: phospholipid metabolic process; arachidonate secretion; lipid catabolic process. The record is from RefSeq and is a predicted model, not a curated record. NCBI's taxonomy places the organism in Eukaryota, Metazoa, Chordata, Actinopteri, Syngnathiformes, Syngnathidae.